Anopheles moucheti is the source of this 3457-nucleotide messenger RNA. It is a transcript of the gene Pp2A-29B, whose product is annotated as serine/threonine-protein phosphatase PP2A 65 kDa regulatory subunit. Gene Ontology annotation, biological process: protein dephosphorylation. Gene Ontology annotation, molecular function: protein binding; protein phosphatase regulator activity. The record is from RefSeq and is a predicted model, not a curated record. The transcript has 5 exons. Bases 220 to 2004 code for a protein of 594 amino acids. Gene Ontology annotation, cellular component: protein phosphatase type 2A complex; cytoplasm. NCBI's taxonomy places the organism in Eukaryota, Metazoa, Arthropoda, Insecta, Diptera, Culicidae.
CAGAAGCAUUUUUCGCUAUUUCGUCAAAAGUUUGUGCGUGCGAACGAUUAAUCCCCACAAUCGAUAGGGAAGUGAAGCGUGACACCGUACACAGCGAGGAAACGAUUCUAGCAAAGUGCGCUGCAAACAACCCUCAUCGUACCGUUCGCAGGACACGUUCGUUUGAAGCAGCCCCCAUUUCAGACGGUGAAAGAGUAGGAAACCCAGGAGGAAUAAAACAUGGCUGCCAGUGCGAGCGGUGAUAAAGCUGCGGAUGAUUCACUGUAUCCGAUUGCCGUGUUGAUCGAUGAGUUGAAAAAUGAAGAUAUUCAGCUGCGCCUGAACUCGAUCAAGAAACUAUCGACGAUUGCACUAGCCCUGGGCGAGGAACGCACCCGCAAUGAGCUAAUUCCCUUCCUGACGGAGUCCAUCUAUGACGAGGAUGAGGUUUUGCUGGCAUUGGCCGAGCAGCUCGGUAACUUCAUUCCGCUGGUUGGCGGACCCGAGUAUGCGAUGUACUUGAUUCCACCGCUUGAAUCGUUGGCCACGGUUGAGGAGACGGUGGUGCGCGAGAAGGCGGUCGAGUCGCUCCGUACCGUUGCCGGCCAGCACAGUGCCCAGGAUUUGGAGGUUCAUCUCGUGCCAACGUUGCAGCGUUUGGUGUCGGGCGAUUGGUUCACAUCCCGCACGUCCGCUUGUGGCCUGUUUUCCGUGUGCUAUCCGCGCGUAUCGGCCGCCGUAAAGUCGGAAUUGCGCAUUAACUUCCGCACACUGUGCCAGGACGAAACGCCCAUGGUGCGCCGUGCCGCUGCUGGAAAGCUUGGGGAGUUCGCUAAGGUGGUUGAGCUGGAGUACCUCAAGUCGGAUUUGAUUCCCACGUUCGUACAGAUGGCACAGGAUGAGCAGGACUCCGUUCGGCUGUUGGCUGUGGAGGCGUGCGUUAGCAUCGCUCAACUGCUUCCCCAGGAUGAGGUCGAACUCAAUGUAAUGCCAACGCUACGCCAGUGCGUCAACGAUAACUCAUGGCGCGUCCGGUAUAUGGUGUCGGAAAAGCUGACCGAUUUGCAGAAGGCCGUCGGGCAGGAGAUUACCAAGAACGAUCUCGUCUCUGCCUUCCAGUUUCUGCUGAAGGAUAGCGAGGCCGAGGUGCGUGCCUCAGCCUCGGCCAAGGUGACCGAAUUCUGCGCCAAUUUGGACAAAACCUGCCAGGAACAGAUCAUUAUGACGUCGAUUUUGCCGUGCGUGAAGGAACUCGUCGCCGACUCGAACCAGCACGUCAAGUCGGCCCUCGCGUCGGUCAUCAUGGGCCUGAGCCCGAUCGUGGGCCGGAACAACACGAUCGAGCACCUGCUGCCGCUUUUCCUGAUCCAGCUGAAGGAUGAAUGGCCCGAGGUGCGGCUUAACAUUAUCUCGACGCUGGACUGCAUCAACGAUGUGAUCGGCAUUCAGCAGCUGUCCCAGUCGCUGCUGCCCGCCAUCGUUGAGCUGGCGGAGGAUAGCAAAUGGCGUGUCCGUCUAGCCAUCAUCGAGUACAUGCCGCUGCUGGCCGGUCAGCUUGGGCAGGAAUUUUUCAACCAGAAGCUGCGCGAUCUGUGCUUCAACUGGCUGAACGAUCACGUGUACGCGAUCCGUGAGGCGGCCACACUGAACAUGAAGAAAAUUGUGCAAACGUUUGGCACCCAGUGGGCGGAAACGAACAUUAUCAAUCAGAUUUUGCUCAUGUGCAAAAACAGCAACUAUUUGCACCGAAUGACCUGCCUGUUCUGCAUUAAUGCGCUGGCCGACGUUUGCGGUGCGGACAUCAUCGAGCGGCUGUUCCUGCCGACCAUCAAAGUAUUAUCGACGGAUCUGGUUGCGAAUGUGCGCUUCAACGUGGCGAAAACCCUACAGAAACUGACGCCAUUCCUCGACCAGGCUGCCAUCGAUGAACACGUGAAGCCGAUCCUGGAGAAGCUCAACACCGACACGGACGUGGACGUGAAAUACUUUGCCUCGGAAGCGAUGGUGAGCAGUGCCGCAGCCUAAAUAAAGCAGACAUAUGAGCGGGAGAGCGAACAACACACAUAACAUCGGAACACAGGCAACAGGAUCGACAACUUCAUUUGUUGUGCACACGAAGAUUGUAGGUUAAUCGAAGGAAGAUUUAUGUCGCCGUUUUGGUAACUAUUCAUACACCGUUCAAGAAUCACUCACGAAGCUAAACUAGACUUUGCCAUUUUCCUCUCUUAAAAUGGUUGAAAGGGCAGACGUGGAGAGCGAAUGUAAGCAAAAAAAAAAUAAUAAUUUGCGAGUAUUUGCCCGUUUUGGAUAAAAGAAGAAUUAACUACUUAACAGAAGAGAGUAAAUGGAAGUUACAAAACAGGAGCAAAAAGGAAGAACAGAGCAAACAUUACUGAGCGCAUGUCAUCAGUGUUGUUGUUUGUAGCAUUUUCUUGCUGCGCUAACCGUUGUCGUAUCACUUACCUUAGACCAUAUGCAUACAAACCAUGGGAACGCAUGGUUCUUCUACCGUGGAAUGUGGGCAAUACAAUGUUGAACAAAUUGGUCCCCCAUUUCCGAUAGCAAAACAAAACAGAUAGUGAGCAAAUUGAAACCUAGUGGAUGAAUUGCUCAGGAAAGAAGUAACGCGGGAAAACAAUAUUCACACAAGACGAAAGAUAACUACUGUACACACAAUAGGCACUUCUUACACUCAUUAACACAUUCUACUGUAUUUUCUUUUUUUAUAUAAAUAUGCAACAUUUCAUCGCUAGGGAAAUAUAUUUCCUUACUAUUCCUACAUCGUUUAGUGUCCUUUCGCGCUACUUCUAUGCAUUACGCAUUAUUCUCUCUCUCACCCUCAGCGUCUACAAGUUUGUGGAAAUGAAGUUUUGGUCUCUGUGCGCGCAAAUAAUGUCUGACGAACAAAUGUUUCUCACCAAGCGGGUGUGUCAUUUCGUUACGGUAGUCCUGUGAAACCCGCAUUGCGUUUAAUGCUGUUUUUGUAACGCUUGUAAAAACAGAACUAGAGACAGUGGGAGAGAGCCUAGCGGUUUUGUAUGCAAAGUAGCGUUUCUGCUAAAGUGAAUGACGAUCUGCGAUGCAAUGUGUAUCCUUUAUUUUUUUUACUUUUGGCAGGGAGAUGGUAGUCAGACUCAAUCUUUCAACACUUUUGUUUUCUGUAAUGUUUAAAUAUUUCUUCUCUAACGCCUAAGUUUAUUCUAUAUACAUAUAAAUAAAUAUAAAACACAUUAUAUAUUAUGGAAGCAAAAAGCAAAUUGGAAAAUGGCGACCGUUUGGGAUUUAGGAGCAUGUUCGGAAAUUGCAGAAGUAAUCAUACAUAUGACGCAGCUACGUCGUCGUUUUGAAAGGAUUGAAAAAUAGUAAUAAAACGCAAACCAAACACACAAAAAAAAAAUUAACUAACAUUAGGAGCAAUGCUUUGAUUUGUACGUGCGUGCGAGCCGAAAUAUACGUCCCAAAGCGUAAUCGUUGUGAU